AUGCAUUUACACGCUCUUUUAUCCCUUCUCCUUCUGCAGGUUGGCCUAGGAGCAGCUCACCUGCAUGCCAAGCGCGCUGCCGAGACAAAUGCUACACUCUCCGCCUACGGCACCAACUCGACGAACUGGCCCAUUGCCUACGGCCUCGAUGAUGGUCUUCUUUACAUCACAGAGGAUCCCAACGACAGCGACUUCAACCUGACCCCCUUGCUCUGGAACCUCGCAUCUAUCACUGGCGAAAACUGGAUCGCCAACGCGACCUUCUCCAAUGGCACCAGUGCCGGCUGCAUGUACAUCAUGUCUGAGCAUGAUUAUGCUGUUGGUGUUCUGCCACUAACGCGGGCUGCCUACGUCAAUGGAACCGUCUCGGGCUUUGCUUUGUUUGCCUCCCAGUUAGUGUUCAACAACAACACGUUACUUCAAGCGCAAUUCUGGGCGAAAUCAACCAGCUCCAGUGGUGUUUACGGUCUUACUUGGACAGUUGAUGAUAGCACCCCGAGUGGUGAUUUCCCUGUCGUCGUCAAAGCUACCGAAGAUUCUUGA
Molecule: messenger RNA, 543 nt
Organism: Penicillium canariense
Lineage: Eukaryota; Fungi; Ascomycota; Eurotiomycetes; Eurotiales; Aspergillaceae
Exons: 2
Coding region: 1-543 (180 amino acids)
Source: RefSeq, a predicted model, not a curated record